AUGCAUUUGGCUUCUGAUAUUUGUAAAGGCUCACGCCCAAAAGUUAAAAAUGAAAUACCAGAUUUAUUUAAGCAGCUUAUUAACAAUUGUUGGGAUACUAUGCCAACAAAUCGACCAACAGCAAAUGCAUUAAUAGAAAUAUUUAGUAACUGGGCGAUGGAUGUGAAUGACCCAGGUUCAGAAUUAUAUGUACAAAUUAAAAAUAAUGAAGAAUUUAAAACUCAAGAUAUUACUUCCUCUCAAUCUACGUUUGAAAUGCACUCAGAAGCAUGUUAUGCAAGUAGAUUGCUCAGCAUUCCUAAUUUCCCAAAACUUGAUAAUUUAAGUAAUUUGUAUACACAACCUGUGCAUACGACUUUAGACCAAG
Messenger RNA from Dentiscutata erythropus, 367 nucleotides. Lineage: Eukaryota; Fungi; Glomeromycota; Glomeromycetes; Diversisporales; Gigasporaceae. The record is from the annotation of a GenBank genome assembly.